Molecule: messenger RNA, 1276 nt
Organism: Lontra canadensis (Northern American river otter)
Lineage: Eukaryota; Metazoa; Chordata; Mammalia; Carnivora; Mustelidae
Gene: CCDC87
Product: coiled-coil domain containing 87
Source: RefSeq, a predicted model, not a curated record
UUACGUCACGCGUCAGAAGGCACUGGCUGCGCAGGCGCACUCGGGCCCUCGGCCUCUGGUUGCCUUAGUAACCUCCUGGCCUCUUCCGCCCAGACCUCCCGCGGCGCCAGCGCAAAGAUGGAGCCCUACAAACCAGAGCCCGAGCUUCAGCGGUUUUACCACCGGUUGCUGGGCCCGCUGUCGCUCUUCCCCCGCAAGGCGACACGCCCAGAAUCUCAGAAGCGCCUUCCGCCAGAGGUUCCGAUGCUGUUGCCUUUGCCGGUCUCCCGGCUGACGGUGGCGUCGCUGUGCAGCCAAGUGACCAACCGACUGGCCAGCAGCGGGCUGGCGGUGCGUGUGCCUACCGAAAGCCGACUCCGUUUCACUGAGGUCAUCCUGGACGAGCUAAAGUGCAGCUGGCAGGAGCCUCCCACUGAACCUACCCUGAGCCACUUGAACAACCAGAGACUGCGGAAACGGCUCCAGGCCUACGUACUGUACUUCAAAUACCUCACCAACCAAGAGACCGAUUUCCUCCAUGUCAUCUUCCAAAUGUAUGAAGAGGAGGUUCCUGUGGAGACCAAAGCCCCUGUCAGAGAGCCCCUAAAGAUUCAGUACCCACCUCCCUUGCUGGAAGAUGAAGAGCCAGACUUUGUGCCAGAAGAGUGGAAUUGGAGCACAGUGCUAGAGCACAGGCUAGGAAAUAAGAAGAUCAGCCUCCUGAGAGAACCCUACAAAAUCCUGAACCUACAGAAGCGUCUGGAACGCCUGUGGUCCAUACUGGAGGUCCCCGACAAGGACCGGCUGGACAUGGCCAUCAAGUACAGCUCCAACGCCCGUCUGAGGCAGCUGCCUUCAUUGGUGAGUGCCUGGGAGCAAGCCCUGAAGCCCAUUCAGCUGCGGGAGAUGUUGCUGGGGAGACUAGAAUGGUUUGAGCGACAAGCAUCUGACCCCAACCGCUUCUUUCAAAAGACUGCCAUGGACCUGAGUCGCUUCCUGGAGGAAAGUCAGUUCCGCAGCCGUCUACACAGGAAGAUCAGUGUACUACAGGCUCCUUUGGCUUCCCUCCUGGAGGAGAUUGAGUCAGUCUUUGGGGAGCCAGUGACCUUCAGGGGACGGCGAUACCUGGACAAGAUGAAGCACGACAAGGUGGAGAUGCUCUACUGGCUCCAGCAGCGGCAGCGGGUCCGCCACCUGACCCAGGGUCAGAAGGCCUCCUACCAGCCAGGGCUGUUCAAGAAGCUCAGCAGCCAGCCUCUAACAACUCCUGGAAAUACUCCCAUUACUCUGUGACAGG